Thunnus maccoyii (southern bluefin tuna) is the source of this 3569-nucleotide messenger RNA. RefSeq names its product coiled-coil domain containing 102A (gene ccdc102a). The transcript has 9 exons. Bases 104 to 1966 code for a protein of 620 amino acids. Gene Ontology annotation, cellular component: myosin complex. The record is from RefSeq and is a predicted model, not a curated record. NCBI's taxonomy places the organism in Eukaryota, Metazoa, Chordata, Actinopteri, Scombriformes, Scombridae.
UCAGUGACUGAAGAGGAUGAUACUCUCCUGAAUCUCUCCGCUCACGACCCCCCCACCCCCUUCAUCCUCCUCACUGUCCUCUUCCACACACAUCGCCUCAGUCAUGAACCACACACCCAGCCCCCACCUGUCUGAGGGCGGCAAGUCGGCCGGAGGCGGCCUGCUGUGCAGCCUCGGUCUGGGGUCUGACAGGGGGAUCCGCUCCCCGGACAGCCUCACCCAUACCCCCAGCCCUACCGGAGGAACCCCCAGCUCCAGCCCUCCGCUGCUGCUGUCGCCUGGGCUGGGAGGCCUCGGGCUGGGAUCCUUGGGGGCCAUGGGCGAUGUAGCCGGGGCCGACUGGGAGAGCAGAGAGGAGCUGAGGCUCAGGGAGCUGGAGGAGGCUCGGGCCAGGGCGGCCCAGAUGGAGAAGACCAUGAGGUGGUGGUCAGACUGCACGGCCAACUGGAGAGAGAAGUGGAGCAAGGUUCGUGCGGAGCGUAACCGUGCACGCGACGAAGUCCGUCAGCUGAGGCAGCGGCUGGACACCCUCACCAAGGAACUGACCAGUGUUCGGCGGGAGCGUCAGGAACUGGCCUCAGAGAACGAGACACUACGGCAGGAGGCGCUGCGUCUCCACGGCGACCACGCCACUCCUCUCGCAGCCACCACCACCGCUUCUCCUUCUUCCUCCCCGGCCCACCCGCCUCGCGGUGCUUCUUCCUCCUCCUCUCCAUCCAUCCCUCCCUCCUCCCCGGCCUCCUCCACCUCCUCCACUCAGGUCCACACUGAAUGUAAGCUGGACCGGGUGGCAGAGGGACCACCUGGGUCUCCAGAACCAGAACCUGUGAGGGACGUGGACUUGGACACAGAAACGAUGGGUCAACAAAAGGACUUGGAGCUGCUAGAGUCAGUUCUGCAUUCAAGGGCCCAGGGCAGUGACGCUCAGGAGGCCUGGGAGAGUCGCAGUGGUAGCGGCAGUAUUAACCCGGCUGGCUCACGCUCGUUCUGCGGUCUGAGCCGACAGGAACGCAGCAGGCAGCUGUGGGAUGACAUGAGCACUGCAGAGGAAGACUCCAGCAAACUCAACGCCCUGCAGCUUCGUCUGGACGAGUCCCAGAAAGUCCUGCUGAAAGAGAGAGAAGACAAGCUCGCUCUGAGUAGGAGCAUUGAGAGGCUGGAGGCUGAACUCAGUCAGUGGAAACUUAAAUAUGAGGAGCUCAGCAAGAGCAAACAGGAGGCCCUCAAACAGCUGAACCUGCUAAAGGAAAUGCACCAGGAUGAACUAGGUCGCAUAUCUGAAGACCUGGAAGAUGAGCUGGGAGCCCGGACCAGUAUGGACAAGAAGCUAGCUGAACUUCGAGCUGAGAUGGAGAGGUUGCAGGUGGAGAAUGCUGCAGAGUGGGGUCGCAGGGAGCGUUUGGAGACAGAGAAACUGGCACUGGAGAGGGACAACAAGAAGCUGAGGGCCCAGGCUGAAGACCUGGAGGAGCAACUGGCCAAGAAACGUCGGCAGGCCGCCUCUGCACUCGACACCGACCUCAAGGCCAUCCAGACUGAGCUGUUCGAGAGAAACAAGGAGCUGGCCGACCUUCGCCAUGUUCACUCUAAACUGAAGAAGCAGUUCCAGGAGAAGACGGCCGAGCUUGCCCACGCCAACCGGAGGGUGGACAGCCACGAGGCCGAAGUCAAAAAGCUGCGACUGCGGGUAGAAGAGCUCAAGAAAGAGUUAGGACAGGCUGAGGAUGAGCUGGAUGAGUCCCAUAACCAGACGAGGAAGCUGCAGAGGUCUUUGGAUGAGCAGGUCGAGCAGACUGAGAACCUGCAGGUCCAAUUGGAACACUUACAGUCCAGACUGCGGCGGCAGCAGCAGAAUCCUGGUCUGUUUGGGAAGAUGCGAUCGGCUCGGUUCAGCCCUGAAAACCCAGAGGGCCCGACCAGCGACAUGGACGAAGAGGAAGAGGAACUGCAGCUCCAAAUCCCAUGACACACACACACACACACACACACACACACACACACACACACACGGUAAAUGCAUACAGUGAUACAGGAUAUCAUUUUACACAAACAUCAGCAGUCACAUAAAGGAGGUGAAUAUUGUUGCUGUUGGGGGGGAAACUUUGUUUCCUCAAAAACACAACUUUUCACAGCCGCAGGAAACAGCCAUGUUUUGCUCAAACAUCAAGUUUUGAAAGAAUGACAUUUUGGGAAAUAUUUUACCCAGAGUCAGAUCAGAUGAUCAGUAUCACUUUUAUCUCAGUACAUCCAGUACAGACAGAUCCUGGUUGAGAUUGACCCAAACAGUAAAGUUAUGACUGUAAAAACCAAAAUAAUGAGCUCAAGAGGUUAAAACGCUCAGUAGAGCUGAGGUGAACUGCAGAGUUUGAGAUAAUUCUCUGUGUGUUUUUUACUAUUAGCGACACCUUUCAUAUUGAAUAUGGUCAUUUGAUCCAGUGUUCAUCAUAAGUCCAGCUGCUGAAAACACCUGCACCCAUGGAACAGAUGUCCCAGUGAUGCAUGAAUAAUGAUGUGCACCUUUUGCAGUUUAUGUAGCGUUGAUUCUUUCCUGCGAUCAGUCAAUUGAUUAGUCAUUAACCUUGUUAGUCCAUAAUUGACUUAGCCUAGCUUAGGUCAAAAAUGUGAAGCAGUUUUUACAGGUGUAUUUUGUCACUUUUGAUGGAGAUAGGCUAGCAGUUUGCCCCCUGCUUCCACUCUUUGUGCUAAGCUAGGCUACACACAUCCUGGAUUCAUUAUCAGUUAAAACAUGAAAACAUUGAUGUGACAAAGUUCCCACCUAACAGCAAUAUGAUAAGCACACACCUAAUCAUUACACAGAACAUACACAGUUCUACACACACACCCAGACAUACUGGCAUAGACACACAGCAGCAAGAUCAAACCCAGCAGGAGUGUGAUGGAUAUUCAAACAGGAUGGCUGGACAGUGUAAUGCUGAAUGAAAGGAUCUUUCUUCAAUGAACUUAUUGAUGAACUUCCACCAAACCACUCUAGCAGAGGCCGACACCUACCAUCUUUUCAGUGUACUCACUCACUCUUACCUCACAUCAUCACAAGCAUCACAGCUGUCCCGUCUGAACUGUGCUACUCUACUAAAACAAGCCUCAACCCCACAUCUACAUCAGCAGUAUUAACCCCGCUCUGUUCCUGAUGCUCUCCCCAGCUGUCAGCUAUGUCCCUAUGAGCUUCAAGGUGUUUAUUGAUAUAUCACAAGGAAAUAUCAAUCACUUAAACAAUUGACAUGUUGUUAAAAUGGUCUGCCACAUUUUAAGCAGUAUUUGUAAGUAUUUUUCUCCCAAAUAUUGAGGAUUCACCAUUUCUGAUAUCUUUCAAGUUCACAACCAAUGCUGGGGGCACACUGCACAGUGUUUAGCCUGAGUAUAGCUACAAGUUGGAUAGAAUUACAACCACUCCCCAUUCACAGCCCACUCAAACUGAGAAAACCUGCUCCAGUUUGUCCAAUAGUACAUUUGUUGAACUCUGCCCUUCAGGUGCAAAAACGUUCACAAUUUAUUUGACUUUUUUCUUUUUUCUUUUUUUUUUUUUUUUUACAAUAAAAAGACUGUAACAU